Molecule: messenger RNA, 2723 nt
Organism: Contarinia nasturtii (swede midge)
Lineage: Eukaryota; Metazoa; Arthropoda; Insecta; Diptera; Cecidomyiidae
Product: zinc finger protein 699
Exons: 5
Coding region: 276-2396 (706 amino acids)
Biological process (GO): regulation of DNA-templated transcription
Molecular function (GO): RNA polymerase II cis-regulatory region sequence-specific DNA binding; DNA-binding transcription factor activity, RNA polymerase II-specific
Source: RefSeq, a predicted model, not a curated record
UAUUGAACAAAAAGUGUUUAAUUUUCUCUCCACUUUCGCCAUCCAUUUGACCGUUCCAUUUACACACGAACCAAUUCCAAGUGGAGACUCUGUCACUGACAUUUCAUAUUAUUUUCAACAUAAAUAGUUUUUUUUCCUCCUCGUAACAAUACAACGCAGUGCGAAUUCUCAUAAACUUUUUUCGGAAAUUAAAUGCGUGCAAAUCCAAAAGAUUUCCAUAAAAUCAAGUGAAAAUAAACAGUGAUUUGAACGAAAUCAAAUGAUCAAUUGCCAAAAUGCGGGGCAAUAAAAAGCAGCGCGAAAAAUAUUUGGAUAAAACAAAAACAAAGCCACCGCACUCCAUUGGUGCGCCAGUCUCGUCGAGGGUAUUGAAUGUAUCGAAAAAAUCACAAUCAAUUCAAAAGAAACCGGAAAAACAAACGGUCCAAGGCAAACUGAUUCCGGUCAAAAUUGAAAAUGAAAAAAAAGUGUUAACAAUCUCAAAGGUCACACCGCCACCAAGUACGACCAAAACACGCGAAACAAAAUUGAUAAAAAGUAGCUCAACGGUGGUAAAGUCUCAAGUGGAGUCGAAGAAAACAAUCGAGACAGGUCAAAGAGCCGGCCAAGAAGUAAAAUCAAAAGAAACCCCCGCAAAGACAAGCGACAAGGAUAUCAUUUGUGGACAUUGUAAUUUACAUUUCUCAACGACAUCAUGGUUGAAAAAACAUAUCGCAACCAGUCAUGCGGGUGUAUCGUCAUCAGCAUCAUCAAGCGCCAAGCCGAAAAUCGACCAAAAAGCAAAGAUUUUGAAUUACAAAAAACAAUUGGAUGUCAUUCAAAAGAGCUUGGAGAAAAAUAAAAAGAAAUCAAAGGUGUCACCGAGCAAACAAACGCUGCGCGAACAAUUAAAAGCACAAUUGGCCGCCCAACAAAAAUUGUUACAAGUCCAACAGGAGAUAUUCGAGAAGACAAGCAAAGCACAACAAGACAUAUUCCAAUUGAUUGCCAAAUUGGGCGAUGACAGUGAUGAGGAUGUUGUUGGCGAAGAAGAGGAAAAUGAAAUCGAAGGUGAAGACAUCGUUCAAAAAUAUGAAGAAAAAACAAUUGAAGAAGAUUUGGUGGCCGAUGGUUACUAUGAACAAACAAAUGAGGGUGAAUUAAUCGUAGCAGACAAUAUCGAUGAAUAUGGUUAUCCAAAUUAUGCUGUCGAAGAACAACAUUUAAUAGGCGAUGAUGGUAACUAUAUUUUGGAAACUGAACAGAAUGAUAUGGGUGGCGAGGCGAUCCAACAAGACGAUCAAACUGUUAUGGUGAUCGUUCAAUCUGGCGACGAUGAAGAGCAAUACGAAUUAAUCGAUGUGAUUGAAGAUCAAACGUAUGAAAGUAAUCAAUUGGAUCCAAUUGAGAAUGGUAUUGAUUUUGAGGUGGUCGGCAACGAUAGUAACAGUGUUCAUUGUCGCAUUGUUGCGAAUGAAGAGUGUCAAGAACAAGUCGAAUAUGUGGACGUUCAAGUGGAAAAGGUACCCGUCAAAGUCGAUCUAGGAAAAAUUCAACAAAUUGCACAGAAACAUUUCCUCAGUCAAGACGAUGCCAAUAAAAAAGAUCAAGACGAUAAAGAUGCAAAAUUAUUAAAUGCUACUGUAAAUAAAUCGGAAAAACACACCAAUGAAUACAUUCAAAAAGUGGUACAAAAUGCCAUUCCCACGGAAGAUAACAAAUUUGAAUGUCCGAUUUGUCAUGAGCUUGUAUCGAAUAGAUACAGUCUUGGUCCUCAUAUUCUACGAUUGCAUUCGAAGCAGAAGAGCAAAAUCUGUCAAUACUGCGAUCGCUCAUUCACUUGCACCGGUGAUUUGACCAGACACGUUCGCAUCCAUACGGGCGAGAAGCCGUUCAAAUGUACAUAUCCCAACUGUGGCUACGCAUUCCGAGCAUCGGGCGAUUUACACAAACAUUUGCGACGACACAACGCGUCCACCGUUAAUAUUCGGCAGCACGAGUGCAAGCAGUGUGGCCGAGCGUUUGAACGAAACUACGAUUUGAAGCGACACGAACUCACUCAUAAGAAGAACGAAGAUGGUGUCGGCUAUAAUUGCGAAUUUUGUGAGAAGCGAUUCGUACGCAAGGAUCAGCAUAAAUCCCAUGUAUACAGACAUUUAGGCAUCAAGCCGUAUAAAUGCCCAGAUUGUGAUCGUCACUUUGGGGACUUCUCCAAUUGUCAAAAACACAUUCGACAGUGUCAAUCGGGCGAUGUGAAGCCAUUUGGAAGCGAAGAUAAUGAUACGCAGUACAUUUGUGAAAUUUGUAACAAACGCUUCAAGAGCAAAGUCGGAAUGAAACAGCAUGUUAUCAAAUGUGCUAAAAUAACCGAACUGCAAAAGAAACUACAAGAAACAUACAAACUGGAGGAGGAUUAAAAUGAAAUCAAAUUAAUCAUAAAAAAUGGUUAUGACAACACUCAUCACUUUGCAUUAUUUUUAAAUUUUAUUUUAAAAAAUUUCUUUAUUGAAAGUUGUUUGUUUUGCGAACAGAAAGAAGAACAAAAAAAUUCAAAACAAGAUCCGGAACACGCAAUUUCAAUUUUAUUAUUUUACUCACGAACCCGAAUAGCGGACAUACUUUAGCAAAAUGCAUAAUGAUAAUAUGUAAUAAUAGUAACUGAAACGUGUAACAUUUAUUGUAAUUGUCUCUCAAUUGUCUCAGUUAAUAAUAAUAUGCUGCUAUAUAUCGAUUUUGCAAAUGGA